Molecule: messenger RNA, 4620 nt
Organism: Vombatus ursinus (common wombat)
Lineage: Eukaryota; Metazoa; Chordata; Mammalia; Diprotodontia; Vombatidae
Gene: HSPBAP1
Product: HSPB1 associated protein 1
Exons: 7
Coding region: 3300-4577 (425 amino acids)
Molecular function (GO): 2-oxoglutarate-dependent dioxygenase activity
Source: RefSeq, a predicted model, not a curated record
UCAAGUCACUGCUUUCAUUCCACCAUUUUGGCUCUGCCUACCCCACUCCUCCCUCCCCCACCCCCUGGAGGACUUCCUACAGCCUCUUAGUGUAGCAGAUAGAGUUCUGGGCCUGAGUUAGGAAGACCUGAGUUCGAAUGCAGCCUCUAGGUGUGUGACCCAAGCAAGUCACUUAGCCUCUGAUUGUUUCAGUUUCCCUAUCUGCCAAAUGGGGACAAAAUUAAUAGCUUCUACCUCCCAUGGUUGUUGUGAGGAUCAAAUGAAUUAAUAAUUACAAAGUGCAUUGCAGCCCUUAAGGUGCUACUGUGAUGCCACCUUCCUGAAGAUCCAUUCCAUCCAGUCUUAGAACCUCUUCCAGGCACCUACAAUUCCACAGUUGCCUCACUCUUCCCUGAUUUCUGGCUACACACUGCUGCCUCAUAUCCUGAGACAAGCCCUAUGGACAGUAACUUACCUGAAUUCCUUCUUCAGUGACAAAAAGUCAAUUCUACUAUAUAACACAUUACGUGUGUUCCCAGAAAGCACUGUAAAAACCACAAGGUUUGUGGGGAAGCUGGAGUUGGGACACAUUACUCAAAAAUCCACCAGUGACACACAGAAAAUAUAUAAUACAUAUUUUACACUUAGUAUAUAUUCUGGGAUCCAUGGACAAUGGCCUUCUUGCUUUUCCUUGCAUGUGACAUUCCAUCUUCCUACCCCUGGCACUUUCACAAGUUGUCCCCUCCGCCUGGAACUCUCCCCUUACCUCUGCCUCCUGGCUUCCCUUCAGUCUCAGCUGGAGAGCCAUCUUCUGCCAGAAAACCCCCCUCAAUUCUAGUGCCUUCUCUCUGAGGUUAUUUCAACUUAUCCUGAAUAUAUCUUGUUUGCACAGAGAUAUUGGCAUGUUGUCUCUCUUGUUAGACUAUGAACUCCUCAAGGAGAGGCAUUGUUUUUUGCCUUAGUGUCCUCAGAUUUUGGCUUAUUGCCUGACUCCCAAAACUACUUUCUCUUGUAUUUACACAUGUGUUUAUAUAUCCAUGUGUGUAUAUGUAAUAUACAUAAAAUGUCUGUCCUUACAGGGUUUCCCAAAAAUCUCAGUUCACUUUUAAGCUUAAAUAACUUGAGAAUGCUACAAACUUAACAACAUUUGAAAGGUUAAUUAUUUAAAAUUUUAUAAUACUGAUUUUUUUUUUACUGAAAUUCAGCAUGCCUACCAUUUUGUGGCUUAAAUCACUCUAGUCAAUUUUUGAACUUUGUGAAAAAUUUCAUCAGCUGCUGUUCAGUGACUGAAAGGAUUGUGUUUGUAAAUCUAGUCUUAAGAUUAUCAAGGGAACAAGGUUUUGAAGCAUACAUGAUAGUUUUUGGGGACCUCCUCAAGAAAAGGUCUAGUGAAAAACAGAUCAUGUGACUAGGUGGCUUAAGCACAUGGACCUCCUCCACCAAUCCACUGGUUUGAGAAAUUGUCUUCCAGAAACUCACACUUGUAGUGCAUGAUGACAAAAUGACUUAUCUUUUUAAAAAAUUUAAAAUUAUUGUUCAAAAUUCACAAAACUACUUGUGAGAGAAUUUUAAAUAAUUUAAUUUCCAAAUUUUUUUAGGGUAGGUUUGUAACAUUCAUAUCUCUGAAUAUCUCUGAAGUUAAUAAUGCUUACAGUGACACCAAGACUUUUGAGAAGUGUGUGUGUGUGUGUGUGUGUUUGUGUGUUUGUGUGUUUUAAAGUCAGGUUUUAUCUUUGUAUCUCAAUUUAGUACAGGUCCAGGUACUUAGUAAACAUGUAACAAAUAUUUGUUAAUUGAUUGUGUCCAUAAUCCUUUUAAAGAGCCAACCUUUGGAUAUUUACUCUUCAUCCAUAAGUAUCUUUUAAACUUUUCUUUUCUUUUUUUUUCUUAUUAACUUUCAGUAUGAGGGAUUGUGGUACUCAUUACUCAAAGCAGUGGUUAACUUCUGAUUUGUUUUUAUUUGACUUUGUAAUGCCUUUUUAUACUAAUUAAAGUAUUUCUCAUAUUCUAGGACUUAUAUGCAGUAUGUGAAGCUGUGUGUUAUAAACCCAACCCCCAAUGCCCAGCUUUUCUUGCCAACACUUACUGUUUCCUAGGAUGGACUAGGAUGACACCUUAAACAAAGUUUUCUUCUCUCCAUAAACUUGUAGCUGAGGAGGCAGCUGGUAGAGGGGGGAAAGAAUAGCUCUGGUGAUAGAGGACCUGAGUUCAAAUCCCACCCGUGAUGCUUUCUUCCUAUAUAACCUCCCUAUGUCACAGUUUCCUCAGUUGUAGAAAGGGCAGUUGGGAAUGGAGAGGAAGAAGAGGCAGAGUUGGUCUAGAUAGCCACUGAGGUCCCUUCUGAAUCUAUAUCAGAGUUGAGAGAAGCACCUUAGAGAUGUCUGAUUUAGAGAAGUUAAGUGGAUUCCCUGGAAUGUAGCUCCCCAGGGAGAUUAUUCAGCCCUUUGUUUAGACAGAUAUCCUAUUAAUAGGUCUUUGUGAAGAAAAAAGUGAAGAUUUAGACAGUAGUACAAAUAGAUAAGUAACUUUCAGUUUGAGUUUAAGACUUUUCAUCUAGUCUUAUACUCUCAGUCAGUGACUAAAGCAUUGAUUUUUUUUCCUUCAAAAUUCACACUUCCGCUGGUGUGCCUGGAUUAUUUUUGUAGACAUUCACAUAGCCUUACUGUAGUAACAGUUUUUAUUGCUUACUUACUUCUUUCAACCUUGAGUCCAUCUCUGUUUCUCGGCAAUGUUUUUCCAGUAUUCUUCAAAAAUAUCACUCUCAUCAGAUUAGUUUCCUCCCUGCCCCACAAACACACCAUGUACAUUGCAUUGUCUUCAUUCUUUAUGUUAUCCUUACCUGGAAUCUCUUUUCCUUUCUCUGCCUCAGAUAGAAACACGACACCAUCUUUCAAGGGGUCCUUUCACUCCACUAUCUAAAUUUUUAUUCUGUUCUCCUGCUCUAAAUUCUUAGGGCAUUUGUAUCACAUAAUUUGGUGUGAUAUUAUACCUAUUCUAGAAUCUUUGCCAUCAUUUUGUUUGUGUUAUUCUUGUCAGCUAAAGUAAGUGGGAAACUCCUUGGACAUUGAGACUAUGUAUAUUCCCUCAAAGUAUUUGUCACAGUGUUGUGUAGAUAGAUACCCAGGAAAUGUUGGUUGGUUACAGAUAAUUUGUUCUUGGAUAAUUGAAAAUUUAAUAUACCUUAGAGGUCUUUCCACUAUCUCUUCAUGUGUUCUGGUUGUUGAAACAGGAUAGUUUAUUGUUCCCUUUUCUUUUCACUUGAUUCUUUGCAGGGCCCAGGGAAAAAAAAUAACAGCAUAUGAGCACAUGAAGCACCUCAUAUGCUUAACCUAAAUAGUCAGUUGUCAGCUGCUAAUGUUCCUCAGUUUGAAACAAUGUGCAGUUAUGUAAAUGCUACACUUGAGGAAUUUCUGGCCUGGAGCUGUGGCCAAGGUGUUAGCAUUGCUGGGCCUUUUAGCCAUUAUGAUAAUUCCAAGUUCUGGGCUUAUGCUGACUACAAAUAUCUCGCCAGUGUGUUUGAAGAUAAUACAGAUGUUUUACAGAAUGUAGUAUGGUCUGACUUUGGUUUUCCUGGAAGAAAUGGAAGAGAAAGCACAUUGUGGAUUGGCUCACUGGGAGCCAACACACCCUGCCAUUUGGAUUCCUAUGGUUGUAACUUAGUACUCCAGGUACAAGGAAGGAAAAGAUGGCAUCUCUUCCCUCCUGAAGAUACUGCUUUUCUUUAUCCAACCAGAAUCCCCUAUGAAGAAUCUAGUGUUUUCAGCAAAGUCAAUGUUGUCAAUCCUGAUUUAAAACACUUUCCUCAGUUUCUGAAAGCUCAAAGGCAUAUGGUUACACUGUACCCAGGACAGGUCUUGUUUGUUCCCAGACACUGGUGGCAUUAUGUAGAAUCCAUCGACCCCAUCACUGUCAGUAUAAACUCGUGGAUUGAACUGGAGGAGGACCAUCAGGCUCGGGUAGAAGAGGCCAUCACCCGAAUGCUAGUAUGUGCCUUGAAAGCUGCAGAAGAUCCCACUAAUACCAAAGCCUGGCUAAACCCUACGGAAGUGGAGGGAACUUCUCAUGAAAUCAAUCGUCAGUACUUAAAUGGAGCCAUUUCUGCCUAUUUGGAACACAAUAAAGUAGCAGAAGCAUUAACACCCACAGAGUUUAAAAUAAAUGGUGAGCACAGAGUGGAGGCAACCUUGAAAAAGAGAAAAUUGGAUGUACACACCAGAACAAAGGAGAAAAAAUCACCUUGUCAUAAAUUAGCUACGGGUACAGCAAAGCCUGAGGAGAAGAUUCCCUUUGGCCUGGAUCUAAUUCCAGUAUUACCCAGUCUUCAGAAUGAAUCUUCAGAAAGAGGAAUAGCUGAGAGUGAUGUUAAAGACCUUGUCAGGGAGAGUGGGGCACAUGUGGAGAAAUUAAAUUGUGCGCAAGAGCAGCCAGUGAUGAAUAAAGCUGAGAUACCACUUGCAAGUAACAUUGUUUCUGACAGCACCACGUGCCCUUCUCAACCGUUCAUCUCUACAGAUGACUUGCUAGAUUGUUUGGUGAAUCCAAAAGUAAUCAGCUUAGUAGCACAACUUUUGUUACAAAAAAGAACUUGUAACUUGUAAGUAUAAUUUUUUAAAAAAUUAAAUGAUGCUACAUUAAAAGGUA